This is a messenger RNA of Durusdinium trenchii, 318 nucleotides long. Lineage: Eukaryota; Dinophyceae; Suessiales; Symbiodiniaceae. The record is from the annotation of a GenBank genome assembly.
AUGAUUCUUCCUCAUAUCCAGCAGCGUGUGGACGAGAGUGAGUUUCAUGGUGCGCGUGAGCUGCUGGAACUGCUGAAGCGUGAGCUUACCAUCCGCUCUCCGCUUGAAGAUGGCGAGGAUGGCGAGGGGCAUCCGGAUGUACAGCGAACCCCACGGAACAUUCGCUACGUCCUGGAACGCAUGAGCUUGGGAAGCCUUAUUGUCUUGGUUUGCGCGAAGGAGAUGAGGGGCCAUCUGGUGAUGGUGGCUGCAGAGGCCUUGCAGAGCUUGCGUGCUGAAGUGAAGUUUUUGGAGAGAGCAGAGGUGUGCAAGACCUAG